Ruditapes philippinarum (Manila clam) is the source of this 2037-nucleotide messenger RNA. Its product is annotated as arrestin domain-containing protein 2-like. Gene Ontology annotation, biological process: protein transport. Lineage: Eukaryota; Metazoa; Mollusca; Bivalvia; Venerida; Veneridae. Gene Ontology annotation, cellular component: cytoplasm. The record is from RefSeq and is a predicted model, not a curated record.
CCGGAACUUCCACUGGAAGAUCAUGCGGAGAGGGCAAUCAGUUCUGUUUGCUGUCGCCCUGGUAGGGUCUCUUGCUCACUUGCCAUUAUGAAGCGUGCCUUUGUCCCCGGGGAGAUUCUCCGUGCAGAUAUACAUGUCCAAAAUUCAUCCAUCCGUAAAUCCAGCAUUGUUAGCCUACAACUCAAACAGAUGUUGAUAUAUGGUGGCGUACACAGUCGAACGUUAUUGCUGUGUAAUGAGAAGGUGUGUGAGAGUUUACGACCAGGUCAGCAUAGAUUGUGGAGCAAUUUCCCCCUUCGUUUGCCAUCUACAUGCCCAUCGAAACUUUACAUGUGCAAGGUGCUUGAUGUAAAAUAUUGCAUUGCCAUAGAGGCCACAUUUCCAGAUACAGUUCUGUACGCCGCAGUGCCUGUAACUAUAGCAACCGUACCAGAAACAUCCUGCUGUCCUUUUAAGUGGAUCUAUAAGUUAAGUGAGAGACCAAUUAUAAGUGAAGAUGAAAAUGUAGACUCUUUUAUACAUGGCUGUUCUAAAAAUAUAGACAUGGAAUUUAGACCUAUGUAUAAAUAUUACGAGGAUCUUAAAGACUAUAGGAAAGACAGAGAAACAGUUUUACGUCUCCGACAAAGUCCCGGCGUAAAACGUCGUCGUGAAAAAGCCAAAUGUUUGCCGGCGGCUAAAGCCACAGUAGUAAAACUCUUGCCAGACGAGAGCGUCCAUUAUAACUCAUUUGCAUGAAGCAUUCUUGAUAUAUUCCAUUUGUCAUUAACCGAAUCGGCGUAUUUCGCAAUUUUCCGUAGCUUGUAUCUAUUGAGAAAGCGCUGAAGUGAUCUAGAUUUUCAGUUGCUCUAUGUCAGCGUUGGUGUUCUAUAGACAAGUUGACUGAUGACAUCACAUUCAAGAUAUGACACGGAAACGAACGAAAUGUUCCGAAAUAGCACAAGCUAUUGACGGAUGGAUGUUCUUAUAAUGAUACAUCAUUGAAAACGUCUGUGCAAUGUGAGAUAUGCCAAAGAUCAAAAUAUGUAGCGGUGACAUCAUUUGCGUGACUUUUUUUUACAAUUAUUAACAGUCAUUAUAAUUAUAUUUCGGUUAGAUUUUAUAUCGAUUUGUUCGUUAAUUUAUUUGUUUAUUAGUUGUUUAUUUGUUUUCUUCUUUAUUGUGGGAAUAAACUGUCACAGCGAUUUCCUAGACUUUUGGUUACAUUGUCAGAGUUUGACGAUGUUUUACAAUUUGUGAUUUACGAAUUCAGUUUAAAAAAAGUAGUAUACAUGUAAAAAGAUAUAGCAAAACCUACUUUGGUUUUCUGUAUUAAUAAGUAAAUUUUUGAUAAGUUUAGAUGAGCAUUUUUUAUAUUUUGUGAUUUGCGAAUUCAGUUUUUUUUUUUAAAAGUAGUAUACAAGUUAAAAGAUAAAGCAAAACCUACUUUGGUUUUCUGUAUUAAUACGUAAAUUAGCGGUAAGUUUAGUUGAGUUCUUUUCAUUAGUGCGUUUUCUAAAGUGAAGCAGCUCGGAGGUUUUGAGUACAAUCAGUGCAUUGGUAAAUCCAAGUUAACAUUUUGACAUAUCAGAAAAAAACUACAAUAUUUCAUUUCUAUGUACUACUUGUAAUAAAUAACAAAGGUGGUAUUUUGUUGUUGUUUUUUUUUUGUUCACAGUCGCAAUAUUUGUAAAAAGGUGUAGUUAUAUAUUUUGCAAUUCAGCAUCUUUUUAAUAUACUUAUGCAGUGUAGCUAUUCUUAAAGGGACUCCACUGAGGUUUGAAAGCCUAAAACCGUAACAUUUGAAUUUCUAACAUAAAUGAGCUGAGGCUCUUUAAACAGAAAUAUAUGCAAAGAUAGUUAAGAAAUAUAUUUUAAAAUAAAUUGAAAUAUCGUAGUUUUAUGCCUUUUUUUAGCCCGAUUUGAGUGAAAAACGUUUAACGCUUUUCAUUUUGGGUCAUUUUUUAACAAUUUGAAUAAUUAUUUUGGAAAAACGAAAUGAUCUGAAAUUUUGCACAAAGAAUAGUAUUAGUUGUCUAACCCUACACCAAAUGGUAC